Messenger RNA from Dracunculus medinensis (Guinea worm), 10851 nucleotides. The record is from the annotation of a GenBank genome assembly. Lineage: Eukaryota; Metazoa; Nematoda; Chromadorea; Rhabditida; Dracunculidae.
AUGUCGGGCAUAUUAGAAACGUUGAAUGAGAUAACUUCGGCUGUGUCGCAACGUUUUUGCUUCGUUACAUCAACUGAAGAUGCGACAUUGGCGUACGAUCGUAUGCAGGAAGUGCGAAUGCAACUGGUUUCAUGGUCGACGAAAAUCAGAGAAAGUAUCGAUGAGGUAGAACGAUUGUGCAUUGAUGGCGCUGAUUUACUUACGCCACAACAAUUUCAUACGCUUAAAGAACAACGAAAUCGUCUCGAAAAUGUUUAUAAUCAAUUAUUGCGACAUACUGAUAAAAUUAUUGAAUGCUUAAAUGAACUGGCAAAAUUUUUAUUGGAAUUUACGAAUGAAUCAAGCAUAAUGCAUUCACUGAUAAAUGAAAAAACGCGAGAAAUUGCGAUUAUUAAAGCAGAAAGUGGUGAUUUAAAUUGUUAUGAAAUGUCGCGAGCUAAAGCAAAGGCAUCAUUGGAAGAAGUAAUAUCAAGUGAAUACCGUAUUAAAGCGAUUUCAUCUCUAUCAUCGCGUAUUCAAGAAAAAUUAGAUGCAUAUCUUGUUGAAAUGCGAAUACAAUACCCCGAAACUCAGUUCACUUCCGUCGAUAUACAUGAUUUAUUAGAUACGCUGACCAGAUUACAAAAGGAUUAUGAAAUACUUUUGCGAUCGUGUCAUGAAUUAAACGCUUUCUUAAAUAAGUUAAAAAUAUGUAACGCAACUUAUUCGGAUAAUAUUACAAAGGCUGAAAAGUUAAUUGUUGAUAUCGAACAUAGUAUAUCAUCUAUCGAAGAAAUAGCUCGAAAUAAUUCAGUUGAUGUCGAUAACGCUUGCAUUUUAAAUGAAUUAGAAAGUCUACAGCAAGCAACAGUUGAUCAAAUUGCUCUCAACGAAAAUGUUUCUCGGUCGGCAUUCGAAUUGGAUAAUGCUUUAGUUGGAACAGAUGCUCAUGAUAGAAUUGUGCUUGAAAAUCAACAGAGGAUUGAUGAUCUGGAACGAAGGCAGAAACGUGUGAGGCAACGUAUUGAAGAAGAUAUCGAUUCUUGGAGGAGUAAAAUAGCAAAAAGUGAGGGUUUACGUGAAGGAUUAGCUGGAAUAUUAAACUGGCUGGAUGACAAGGAAGAGCAAUUAUCCAACGCACCUUUACUCCCUCUUUCAAUUGAUAAACUUGGCGAAAUGUAUCGUGACGAUGAACUCGCUCAGAGGGAAUUAACAUCUCAUGAAAAUGUGUUAAAAGAUUUAAGUGAAGAAAUUGCAAAGUUGGUUUCAUCGAAUCCAAAUAGUGCAAAUCGCAGUCUCGCUGAUCAAGUUGCCUUAGCGAAGAAAAAAUUUUCCUCAUUAUCAGCUAUAUCGAAGGCUCAGGGUGACAAUCUGUACGAUUUGCUUAUAGCGUUGAAGAAUAUUGAUAAAAACAGCAAACUUCUUGAUGAAAGAAUUGAGAUUGUAAACGAUAAAUUUUCUCGUGUUUCAUUAGCCGAUACGGAUUCGAUAGUUAAUAUUCGUGCAGAAUUAGAUGAUAUAAUCAGUGAUUGGAAGGAAAUUCAACAACAAAACAAUUGGAUUCACGCUGUUCCAAAUAUAAUCGAAGGCUCAUCACUUGAACAAAAGAUGACAAAAAUUGAAAAUGCCGUCGAUAAAGUAAUUUUGCGCGCAAAUGACUUAACUGAGCAACAGAAAUGCCUUCUCGACCAGCGAAAAACAUUCGAAAAUUUAAAAAAUGAAUUCGUUUGUUGGCUCAAAACCGAAGAAAAUGAAAUUAAAGCGCUUGGGCGAAUUUCUUGCAAUCCUGUUGAGUUGGAUGCGCAGAGAAAUGCUUGUGAUAAGUUAAAAACUGAUCAUCAAUGCCAUCGAUUUGAUUUGGAAAAACUCGAUGAACUUGGUUCUAAACUUGUUGAAAUUGAUAUUGAAACUUUUGCAAAAACGAAAUCGAAAUCAACAAGUGGUCGAGUAACAGAUGCGCAGGCUACUACAGUUUUUCGUGAUUUAUCCUGUUUAAGGCAACAAUAUGAUGGAAUAGGUCAAAUGAUUAAAGCACGAUUCGAAAAGAUAAAUUCAACAAAUGAAAAAUUUUGUGAAUGGGAUUUGGCGAGAGACGAUCUUUCUCGCUGGGCGAGAAAUGAAUGCAGGCUUCUGGAUACGGAAUGUCCAGUCGCUCUUAGUAUGGAUGAUGCAUCAAAAAAUAUUUUAAAACUUGAACGACUGGAAAAAAUUUGUUCUAAGGAGAAACAACCGUUGAUUGAAAAUAUUCGAUCAAAAGCUGCGUUAUUAAUGAACGAUUCUGAAUUAUGUGAUACUCAUCUAAUAGAAAUUUCUCAGGCAGAAUUUGAAACUCAUUGGUCAGCUCUUGAAGAUCAGAUGACCAUUAUUAAAAAUCGAACAAAUGCUUGUAAGCAACUCAUACAAGAUUACGACAAUCUCGAUAAAUGGUUGAAGCAAAAGGAACGAAUGGUAUCCGUUAUUGGCGCUGUAAGUGUUGAUCCCAAAGUGAUUGACAGCCAAGUUUUGCAAAUCGAAAUAUUACAAGGUGAAAUUGAUGAUCAGAAUAUGCAAAGAAAUAAGAUAAAUGAAAUAGCACAUGAACUUGUCACAUCUAACGACGCGAAUUCCUUACAAAUCGUUAAUAGAAUGGAUGCGUUAAAUCUUCGAUGGAUAUCACUUGAAGAAAAUGUAAAAACGAUGAAAGAAGCCUUACAAAAAAUAAAAAAUAUUAGUUUGCAGUUUGCUGGUUUGCAUCGAAAAAUUAAAUUAGAUUUAUUGGAAAUUCACGAGAAUAUCGAGAAAACUGGCCGUUCUGCUUUGACCGAUCAAGAUAAUUACAAUGAACAUGUGGAAAAAUUCGAUUUUCUAACUUCUCAAAUUGGUGAAGUGGAAAAAUCAUUAGAAAGUUUAAAAACUGCCGUUUUGAAUUCAAAAGCGGAAGAAGGAGCAACAAUGAAAGAAAUUGAAGCGAGGUUAAAGUGGAUUAGGGAAAAUCGAAAUCGUUUAGCUGAAUUAGGACCAAUAUCAACUGAUCCACGAACAUUACCGGAACAAUGCAAUCAAAUUGAACAGAUUUAUCAAGAAGUUUUGGAUAAAGAAGGAGAAAUAACGUUACUUAGAGCGAAAUUGGGAGAUCAGAUAAAGAAAGCAUCAAAUUCAGCUUUAAAAUCGAUUGUUGAAUCCAUAGUUAGCGAAUGGAAUCCAUUACUCAUUGAUGUUAAAUCAAAAAAGGCAAAUGUUGAACGCACAACUGAUUUGGUUAAACAAAUCACCAGCUCGUUUGAACUAUUUAAUGCUAAGCAAAUGCAAUGUAAAGCUUCUAUGGAACAACUGUCGUUAAGCAAGUUGAGUCAACGUUAUCAAAAGAUGAAUGGUGUUAGACGAACUUUCAUGAGAAAUUUAAAGAAUUCUAUUGGUGCAAUGUCGCUGAAUACAGAUGAUAAUUCAAAUGAAAUCUUUGAAUUGGAGCAACAAAUUGAGCGACAAAAUGUUGAGCUGAUUAGUCUUGAGGCUCUUGGACAAAAAUUGGAAGAAUUAGCUGCUGGUCCAUCAACAAAUAAAAUCAAACGCGAUAUAGAAAACGCUAUUAAUGAUUGGAAAAUACUUUCAAGAGAUGUUCGAAAUGUCACGGCGAAACAUAUGCAACAGAAAGAAUCUCUUAAUCGAUACGAGAAAUGCAAAGAAGAUGCAAUGAAUGUACUUCAUUCAGCUGAAGAAAAUUUGAAAAAUUUAACAUAUGAUAAAGAAAAUAAUAAAUUGACGAAAGACGCCAUCAUAAAAACGUUAACUGAUCUGGAAAGCAUUUGGCAGUUAAAAAAUCGAGAUUUGAAUGCGGCCACGAAAGAAUUACAAAAUAAUGCAUAUUAUGAUGGGAAUAAAAAUUUGGAUGAUGAUGUCGUAAAACUUGAACAAUUUUAUGCGCAUCUUACUGAAUCAUUGCAUGAUCUUCGUGAUGAAAUCGAAAAGAAGAAUGAUAUUUUCGCUCAUUUCAAAGAGGAUAUUCAAGAGCUAAAUAAAGAUUUUCGAAAACUAAUAAAUAUUGAAUUGGAACCUAUCGCACGAACUGGCGAGGAAUUGCAAAAACAAAGAAAUGAGUGCGAGAAAUCUCUCGAAUUACUCGACGAUAAAGCGAAGAAAUGUGAAGAAUUAAAUGAAAGAUGGAAGGAGCUUUCUGACAAUGGUGUUAUUAAUGCAGCCGGAAAUUUAAUGGUUUUAAAUCAAUUGGAUGAUAUCAAAGAUGAUAUAAACAAGCAACAGCAUGUGUUAAGCCAACGCAAACGAAAGAUAUCAAUGAUGGAGCAAAGUAUCACCAAUAAUCAACGCUUCGAUUUCAGUGAUAUUGACGCGAUCUGUGGAGAUAUAAAUGAUUUAUUGAGUGAUGAAAUGUUGCUUGGACCGAUUAAAACCGAUAUAAAUGAAUUACGAAGCCAACAGGAAAGCUUGAGACAAUUCAGGGAAAAAAAAUUGCGAUCUGUUGGCGAACGUGUCCAAAGCAUUACUGAUAAUUGUGAAAAUUUAAUGAAAAGUGCUGAACCGCAAGUUAAUGUUGGAUCAUUGGAAGUGAUAAAAAAUAAACUUAUGGACUUGUGGAAUGAUUUAAAUGGGCGACUUGACGAGCGAGAAAAACAAGUUUGUUCAGCGAUUCAGAAAGUUGGCGAUUAUACGGACACAUAUAAUUCAUUAAUAAUUUGGUUACAAGAUACGGAAGAAUCGAUGGCAAAUCAGCGGCAACCAUCUAUUGAACAUAAAGUUGUUAAAGAACAAGCACAUGCAAAUGACAUUUUUCUUAAGCAUAUCGAAGAAAAGAAACAAAGUAUUGAUGGAUUCAAAGCAAUGAUAGAUAGCCUUGGAAAAAUAUCAACAAACGAUUCUCAACAAAAAGUUAUGAAGGAUAAAUCAGAUGAAAUUGUUGGAAGGUAUGGGAAAUUAGUUGAGGAUGCUUAUAAACGAAGGAAUCGGUUACAUGAAGCUUUAGACUUGACAAAACAAUGGUCCGAAGUUGUAACACCAUUAAAAGUUUGGCUUGAAUUCGCUGAAAAAUCACUUCAACAAUUGGGAAAAGUCCCGACGGAGGAAAAACAAUUAAAAGAGCAGAUGGAUGCUCAAAAAGAGCUAUUAAAUGAAAUUGAAAGAAAACGUCCAGAAUUCGACCUGAUUAUUGAUUUAUAUCCACAGUUAGCGCAGUUCACUUCAGUUGAUGAAGCUGCAGAAUUAGAAAUAAUUGCCAAAUCAUUUGCUGCUCGAUUUCUUGAUUUAUCUACGCGAACUAAUGAAUGUGGUGAUCUUCUUCACCAGGUCGCUGAAGAAAUUUACAAAUUUUUGGAUCAUACUAAUACCUUAAAUGAUUGGCUUGAUAAUGUUGAAGAUGAUAUGGAUAAGUUGGAAAGUAUUUCGAUAUAUCCGGAAGAACUAAUUGAACAAAGCUCUUUCUUAACCGAGUUGGCGUUAGCAGUAACACAACAAGAAGCACUUGUAUCGAAAGUAGUUGAAGAUGGUCGCGAAUUAUGUCGACAGACGACAGGCGAUCAAGCUAUUGCUUUGCAAAGUCGCAUCGAAAUUUUACGUUCUCGUUAUACUGAAUUGGCGUCGAUAACUGACACGAAAAUUGCUGUACUGAGUGAAGCAUUGCCACUAUCAGAGCGUUUUCACGAUGGCUGUGAAAUUGUUCAACAAUGGAUGGAUGCUGUCGAACAAGAUCUUCAGGAUAUAGACCAGGUUCCACUAGAGGUUCAGUCAACACUAAUUUCUCAAAUAGAAGAUGAUCUUGGAAAAUGGCGCCUCGAUGUUGACGAAAUUGGUGGUAUAUCGAAGCAGUUACAGCGAUUGUGUGAUGCACCUCGUGCUGAUGAACUUGAAGCUCAAACUGAUGAUCUAAGUCGUCGGUUUAGUCAACUUGCAGAUCGGGUUACUCGCAAGGCUGAGAAAUUGCUUUCUGCUGAGAAACAAAGUCGACAAGUUCUCGAUGAACUUGAUUAUCUAAAUGAGUGGUUCGCAGAUGCUCGUGAAAGGCUAAUGAAUGCUUCUGCUCCCGCUAUUGAUCCUGAAUAUGUUAAAAAACAGCUGAAGAAUCAAAGACAAAUGAAUGAAGAUAUAGCGAUCAUGAAAGCAAGGCUAAGAGAUGCAGCUGCUGAUGCGCGAAAAAUUUCGCGAGCCUUAGGUGAUGAAGUCACUGGUCAAGAUUCCUUACUAGCUACCAAAAUUGAGUCAGGAAGAAAUUUGUCAGCGGAUGCAGCACGUAUGGGCGAAGAUCGUCUUGCAGAUCUUGAGCAAGCUUUAGCUUUAUGUCAAGAAGUCGAUCAAUCAUUUGGUGAAUUGCAUAGUUGGCUAGAAAAAAUUGAAAAUGAAAUUGAUAAUUGUCCUACUGUUUCAACAGGCAAUCAAAGAGAGCAACUUCUAAAACAACAAACGCAUAAUGCGGAGUUACAACUGUUGGUACAAUCACAAAAGCCCUUAAUGGAUCGUUUCCAAAAAACGGUUAAUGCCUUAAAGGAAUUAUGUGAUGUUGACGAUGGUUCACAGUUAGAAAAAAUAGCUGAAGGAAUAGAGGAAAGAUAUGAAGCAAUAAAGGAAGCGAUUAAGCAGCGUGCAGAGGCGCUUGAAACAGCCAUAGAGCAUACCAGCAGAUUUAGCGAUCGACUUGAUGUAAUUCUAUCAAAUCUUGGAGGAACAGCAGCUCAGAUUCGUAACGCGGAUUCGAUUUCGGCAGAUCCGGAUCGUAUUCGUUCGCAGAUUUCUGACAAUAUAUCAUUGAUGGAAGAAUUGAAACAUAAGGAAGGAGUAUUAUUAUCAGUGAAAGAACAAGCUCGAGAAAUCAUGGAAAAAGCUAAAUUGAAUGAUACUGCUGUAGAUGAUAUCAGUGCGAAGAUCGAAGCUCUUGAUCAUUUGUGGUUGGAACUCAAUGGAAGUCUAUCCAAUCGAGGAAGUUUGUUGGAAGAAACACUCAUCAAGGCUGAACAAUUUUGGACUGAAUUACAAAAAUGUCAAAAGGCCGUCGAUGAUCUUCGUUGUGCAAUUGAAGCCAUACAACCUGCAACUGGCCAGCCUUCUAUAAUUGAACAACAAAAAAAUACUCUUAUGGUGAUCGAAGGUGAAAUUCGAGAACAUGAACCAUUGAUGAUGCAAAAUUUGCGUGUAGCUGGACAAGAUCUUUGCGAAGUUGUAGAUGCUGAAGAACGGUCUUAUGUUGAGCAACAAAUUGAUGUUGCGCAGAAUAAUUGGGCUUCUAUAACUGAUCUUUUUGUGCGAAAAAAUACUGAUUUGAUUGAUGCCAUGGAAAAAGCAAUGGAUUUCCAUGGUUUGUUAAAUGAAAUACUUAAUUACUUAAGUAAUAUGGAAGGAAAGGCUGCAAAUCUUGCUCCAGUUUCUGGAAUAAAUUUGAAUGAAAUCAGAGAUGAGCUCAACAAAGUAAAUGAAUUACGAGCAUUACUCGAUGAAAAGGCACUACAAAAGGAACAACUUAAUCAAUUGUGUGCUGGUUUAUGUGUUGGCGCUCAAGUGAAUCAUUCAUCUGCUAUUAGAAUGCCUAUCAACGAUUUGAAUUCGCGUUGGAAUCGAUUAUAUAGUUCACUAAAUGAACGGCAACAGCAAAUGGAAAGGGCUCUUUUAGAAAUGGGGCAAUUUUCACAGGCUUAUGAUCAAUUAAUGAAAUGGAUAGAAAAAACGGAAACUGUCCUAGAUGAAAUUGAUCCUCGUCCAAGAAAUUUGAAGCAAGCAGAAAUUGAAAUAUGCAAACAUAAAGUUGUACAAAAUGAUAUUCUUGCGCAUGAGGGAAGUGUUGAUACUUUAAAUUUGGCUGCUAAGCGAAUACUUACUGCUGAUCCGAAUUCUGCAUCUAUUACUCAGCCAAAAAUCGAUGCACUGAAUGCACGUUGGCACACGCUAGUUGAUAAACUGGAAGAUAUAUGGGAACAACUAAAUGAAUCACGAAAAGCUGCUGAAAAUCUUGGCGGCGAAAUAGAUAAAUGGUUUCUUUGGCUUCAAGAUAAGGAUGCUGAUCUAUCACAUGCAAAAGCUUGUGGUGGAUUGCCAGAAACUGCUCUCGCUCAGUUGGACGAUUUUCUUGUUUUGAAAGCCGAAAUCGAGCAAAAUCGUGCCGAGUUAAAUGCUCACAUUGAAAAUGCUGAAAAAUAUUUAUUGGAGAACUUCGAAAAUGGAGAUACAUGGGUGGCACAACGUGAAGUACAACUGAAAAAGAAAUGGGUACAAGUGCAGGAAAAGAUGAUUGAUCGUGAACAAAAAUUAAGAAUAGCAUUAGCAGAUGCAGAGGAAUUGCAUAGCUCAAUGGCUGUAAUGAAUGAAUGGUUAUCGUCUGCGGAAACUCGAUUGGGAAGACUACAACCCGUUUCGCGUAUUCCUGGAACUCUGGAAAAGCAAAUUGCGGAACAGUCGUCAUUCCAAUCAGAAAUAUCUGUUCAUCGUGAAUUUAUGACUGAUAUACAUAGUAAAGGUACAAAAAUGCAGUAUUAUUGCGAGAAGAAAGAUGCUAUUCCUAUAAAAAAUCUUUUGGUAUCAAUGAAGCAUCGUUUCGACAAAAUUAUCUCCCGUUGUACUGAUCGAACAAAGCAACUCAAUUCGGCUUUACAAGAAUCUCAAAUAUUUUUCAGUGCUUGUACCGAUCUUAUCGAAUGGAUUGAUAGAAGCACAAUAUGGCUUAAUGAACAAACCGUGCAGGUAACGUCGGGUGAUCGUGUUAGAGAAGCAUUAAGCAAACACAAGGAAUUCCAACAAGAAUUGAAUGAUAAGCAACCGAUUUAUGAUUCAAUUUGCAAAAAAGGUAAAUCAUUAUCGGAGCACGCUCCUCGCGAUGAACAAAACAGUCUUAAUGAAAUUAUCGAAAAUUUACGGAAAAAAUGGUCUCAAAUUUGUAGUUCUGCAUUGCAGAGCGGAGAAUUUGAUGAAGCCUUAUCAUCGCUUACAGAAUGUUUAGCAAAGGAAUUGCCAAUUCUUCGAGAAAACGAGAAAAUUAAUGUGCAUGGUGACUUGGAGACUGUAAAUCAGCUAUUCGAUGCGCACAAAUCUCUUUGUGAGCAAAUUGAAUCUCGCCAAUCAUCGAUGGAAUCAGUUCGACGACGUGCUGAGCAAAUAUUCCAAUGUAAAGAUGAUACAGAAUCACUGAAAGGUCUUCAAGAAAAACUUGAAAAAUUGGAUGUUGAUUGGACUGAAUUCAAUACACUAGCGAAACAACGUAGCGCUCGACUUGAAGAAGCUUUAAACGAGGCAAAGAGUUUCGAUUGUGAAGUGCAUUGGAUUCUGGAGUUCUUACCGUGUAUAGAAGCACGAGUGCGUGCAAAAAGUAAUAUUGUCGAGGACGAAAAUGAAAUUUUGGAGCAGAUGGAUGAGAUUGCACAAAUUCGUAAACAGAUGGAUGAUGAACAAUCACGAAUGGAUUCAGUUUUAACAGCUGGUCAUAAUAUUCAGUCUAAAUGUCAUCCAGAUGCAGAGCAAAAUAUGAGAUGUUGGAUUCGAAUUUUGCAAACGCGCUGGGAUGAAGUAUCGCAGAUGAUUGAUGGAAAACGAGAUGAUCUUGAGAAGCAUCUUAAUGAGCUUCGCAAUCAAGAAUGCCUAAUUGCUGACCUGCUGAAAUUUAUCAGUGUAAAAGAUGCUGAGCUUAAAAUUUUGGAUACUGGGCCACUGCCUGAGGAUUCUGAUGUUAUCAAAAGAUUGAUAGACGAUCAUGAAAACUUCGAAAUGGUUUUACGUGAACACCAACCACAAAUCGACGAUGCAACGAAAUCGAGAAAGAGAGUAGAAACGGAAAUCAAAGCUAGAAAUUCGAAUGUAUUUCCAAGGCGUGAACGCUCUAUUCGUCAUCCGAAGUCUGAACAGCUUUCUGAUCGUUGGAAGAAACUGUGGAUAGAUUCAAUGGAUUAUGGUCGUAGACUUCGUGAGAUGAAGGAAUAUUUGGAUGAGGUUAAAAGAUUAGAGUCAUUUUCUUUCGAAGAGUGGCGCCAGCGAUACCUUGAGUGGACAGAUUCUGGAAAAUCGCGUAUCUCAGAUUUGUUCCGGAGAAUUGAUAAAAGUGGCACGGGGCGAGUACCACGAAUCGCAUUUAUCGAUGGAAUUAUUGCUUCAAAGUUUAAUACCACACGACUGGAGAUGCAAAAAGUCGCUGAUGUAUUCGAUAAAGGCGAUGGAAUGAUUGACGCCAAAGAAUUUAUGUCAAAACUGCGUUAUGAUUAUAGAAAGAAAAUGCCAUCGAAACAAAAGACUGACGGAGAAAAGAUUAGUGAAGAAGUUUUACGGCAAUCUGAGCAGUGCAAUUGUUAUAAUCCAUACAAAAUUCAGAAAGUGGGAGAAGGUCAUUAUCGAUUUGGUGAUACUCAAAUAAAGCGAAUGGUUCGCAUAUUGCGAUCAACUGUUAUGGUUCGUGUUGGUGGAGGUUGGGUUGCUCUUGACGAAUUUCUCCAUAAGCAUGAUCCAUGUAGAGCGAAAGGGCGCACAAAUAUCGACUUACAAAGAUGUUUUUACGAUGAUGUUCGACCUGAAGGUGCUUAUGACACCAUGGAAGUUUUUACAAAGACAAGUCGUUUAACACCGAAUCGUGAUACACCGUUGCUGAAUUUCUCUGAUUCACUAAUGUCAACUCGAUAUAAUAUAACUCCCGGUCCCAUUACCAAAAUUCGCGAAAAGACUGAACGAAGUAUGCCAAUGUAUAAUCCAAGACGUGCUUCAAAUUUUUCGCAUAAUUCUCCAUUAAUUACUCCUCAUUCUAGUAGAAGACAGAGUGAUGUUACACAUGGAUCUCAAAGUGAUAUAUUUAACAUAUCGCGAUCGGAUAGUAGAUGUUCCGAUAUCUCGGAAAAUUUCGAAAGACCCACAAGAAUUCCUUCAUUACGAGGUAAGAAGGGAAUUGGCUAUGGUUACUCUUCGCGAACGAAUUCACAAUCGCAUUAA